AGACGUCUCUGUACACCAUAGAAAGCAGACUGAUCCUCCAAUUUCCACAGAACCCAGCAUUGUCUGAUUAACCAGCUAUAAUAAUGGAUUCCCGUACAGUUAUUUCCCUUGUCCUGGUUAUCUAUGGGAUCUGCAUGCUCGCAGAGAAGACACAGGGGAGUUUUGCACAUUUUUACUCACACAGUGAUGUUUGCAAUAUGCAGCAACGCAGCAAGAACAGAGCAUGUAAGAAGCUUGUGCAGAGGUCUGAGGAAGGGGAUGUCAGAGGUGGAAGUAAUUCUAUGGACGAAGCUGAUGUAGAGAACAAGGAAGUGAUAAAGAUGAUGGCUCCUUUGGAGAUUGACGUAAGACUGGAUUCCCGACAGAUUGACAUUUAUCGAGAUAAUGUUGAUGGGAUAUUUGGCGAGGAAGAUCAAAAGCCAUAAUAUUGUAGAACACCUUAUUCACAAUAAUUCUAUUGUUAUAAAAUAAAGUAUUUGAUUUCUGUAAUAAAAUACAUUAUUGUGGG
Pelobates fuscus (common spadefoot toad) is the source of this 508-nucleotide messenger RNA. It is a transcript of the gene MLN, whose product is annotated as motilin. The coding region runs from base 84 to 425 and encodes 113 amino acids. The record is from RefSeq and is a predicted model, not a curated record. NCBI's taxonomy places the organism in Eukaryota, Metazoa, Chordata, Amphibia, Anura, Pelobatidae. The transcript is spliced from 4 exons.